This is a messenger RNA of Mus pahari (shrew mouse), 459 nucleotides long. It is a transcript of the gene Spmip11, whose product is annotated as testis expressed 49. Bases 1 to 336 code for a protein of 111 amino acids. The record is from RefSeq and is a predicted model, not a curated record. The transcript has 3 exons. NCBI's taxonomy places the organism in Eukaryota, Metazoa, Chordata, Mammalia, Rodentia, Muridae.
AUGGAUCCUCUCAUUUCAGACCAGCAGGAUGAAGUGCCCACAAGGCUUCCCCCGAUCAUCUCAGAAGAUGGUAAUUAUUCUGUGCACCAGAACAGUCAUGAGAGGUACCAGGAAGCUGUGCGAAAGGUGCUGUUAAAAACGUUCCCCAAUCAGGUCUUCAGAGUCCCUGUGACCGACGCGCAGAACUUCAGUUUCUGGCGGUCCAACAUCCCGGGCGUGCGUCCAGAGAAAGCCAUUCCUUGGAUCAAGACUCCACACCAUUGUCUCAUUAAAAGCCCAAUGACCAGAUAUGUGGACCAUUCUCAUCUCAAUGACAAAACCUUCAGUCUCUACUGAGGAGGGCGUGCUUGCAGGACAGAUGAAAACUGGAAGGGAGGGUGAGGAGGGGGUGAAGAUGGCCACGUCAUGAGAGGAGGAGGGGGAAGAGGGGGGAGAGUGCAGAAUAAAGAAACUGAACUA